Molecule: messenger RNA, 1522 nt
Organism: Aricia agestis (brown argus)
Lineage: Eukaryota; Metazoa; Arthropoda; Insecta; Lepidoptera; Lycaenidae
Gene: MESR6
Product: UPF0489 protein C5orf22 homolog
Exons: 4
Coding region: 120-1241 (373 amino acids)
Source: RefSeq, a predicted model, not a curated record
UACCUUUAUUUAAAUAAGAAGAAUUCUAAAUUAUUCUCAUAACUGAUAACGUAUGCAGUAAUGGUUUUGACUAAACAGUUAUAGGUUAUUGAUGUAACUAGGGGACAUAAAAAACUCGAAUGGGUAAUCACAGCGAGCCGACGCCGCUGAAGAUAUUCAAACGCAUUCCGAUACACGUGGUGGAGGAGCACAACGAUGCGCUGCAGCACAUCUACUCCGCCAUCGGCGCGAUGAGGCUGCCGCUGGAGAACAACACGCUACUUCACCUGGACGCGCACCCGGACAUGCUGGUAGACCGGAAGCUGAAGGGGGAGGAGGCGCGGGCGGGCAAGAGCGUUCUUCCGCUGCUGCAGAUAGAGAACUGGAUCGUACCGGCGGCGGCGGCGGGUCACAUCGGGCGCGUGGUCUGGCUGCGGCCGCCCUGGGCGCGCCAGCUCGCGGACGGCACCCGCAGCGUGCGCGUCGGCGACCAGCCCGACACCGGCCUGCUGCGCCUCGACAGCGCCGAGCCCUACUACCUCUCCGACGCCCUCUUCUCCCCCCGCCUCGUCAACGAGAGAAUAUUCCAGCUGACUGUAGCGGAGCUCAGCGAUACCAAUGACGUCAGAGAGCUCGCGAACGGCCUCGCCGUGGGCAAACCCUACAUCCUCGAUAUAGACUUAGAUUUCUUUAGCACGGGAAACCCGUUUCUCAAGCUGUACGAGUCUAUCAAAUUGUACGACCGCCUCGAAGAAAUUUUCGGUUUCCAACUGCCCAUCGACGAUAGCGAGGAGAGCAUCCUGAGGUGCGUCGAAUCGAGAGAAAAGCAGCUCGUGGAACUCGAGAGUCUAUUCGAUUAUUUAGAGAAAAAUAAUGAGUUGGACGAGUACGGAGGCGCGAAAUCGGAACUCUACGAGAAGGUGUACAGGCUAGCUAGACUAGUGUGGAAGGAAGCAGAACGAAUGAACGAGAGGCCAGACUGGUGGGCGAUAUACGCGGCGGGCUGCACGCGGGACCAGGGCGGGCUGCCGCACCACAUCAGCUCCGACUCCGAGAUCCACGUCGCUGUGACACGGACGCUGAAGAGCCUACUGUUGCACCUUCCCCAACCCACCAUUAUCACGAUCUCGCGCUCAACAGACGAUGGAUACUGUCCUCCUGACCAGGUUGAUCUCAUACAGUCUCUAGUUUUGGAAACCCUUAAAGACAUCUACGACAGCGAAGAACCGAUAUUACAUUACUUAAGUAUGAACACAGAUUAAGUGUAAAUUAAAGAUAGACUGUCAAAUCAUUUGGAUUCAGUGAAAUAAAAUAAGGACUCUCUACCAUAGACUUAAAUUUCUCUAGAGUCUAGAGUCUGGACUUUCUUAAAAAUAUGGCGGAUAGGACGUAUGUAAUCUGCGCUAAAGCAUUUAAAAAUUUGUAAAUCAUGUUAAAAUGUGCCAAUCUACUAGGUUGAGAGAGGAUUUACCUUAGUCAUCUAUUUUUAGGUACCUAGUGCAAACAACAUACUUUUGAAAUCGAAAUACAUUUUUUUUUCACA